GAGUAAUAAUUUCACCUGCUGACGUUAUCGUAAUUACGUGUGUCCUUUCGAAACAUGUAAUGAAUAUAUGGAAAAGAUUUGAAUCGUAAAACACAGUCGCAGGUGGCAAGAAACAAACUGAGAGAUCAAGCUCGGCUAAGCGGAGAAACGAAGAAAUUAUUCAUUCAAUUGGACAUCACGUUUCUGAAGUCUGUGUACAGUUUCAUUUGAAUUAUGUUUCUUGGCAUUUUGUAUUUCUCUGGAGUAUUAGCAAUCCUCACGCAACUUAUUAUAGCUCAAUACAUAAGUUUGAAAGGUUCUUUCGACGAUGGCUAUAGUGGAGUAUUUGUUUACGGCAACUGUUUUCCAUUUUUAAACCACAAACUUAAUUCAACACCGUUCGAAUCCCGUGCCGUAGUUGCUACAGAGGAUUGUAUAGAGGCAUGCACCGUCAGUCAUCGAUGCCGCUCGAUAAAUCUCAAAGCUGUUCCUGAAAAAGAUAAGAAAUUUAUAUGCCAACUCCUGGAAUCAGACAAGUUCAACUCGACUGAUUUGUUCGCUGCAAGUUUGGAUUUUCAUCACUACAGCUUCGUGGCCCCUUGUGAGCGCAAUCCAUGUAAGAACGGCGGGACCUGCGUACCAGAUCACCAGAAGAACGAAUAUAAGUGCGCAUGCGUCAGAAGCACAAAGGGAAGCCAUUGCGAUAAGUUUUACCAGAGUUGUGCCGAGCUGCGCGAUGUUGGAGUGACUGAAAGUGGGAUAUACAUGAUUCAAGAUCAACAUAGUGACAGCGGGUUUUACGUUUAUUGUGAUCAAGAACACAUCGAGGGAGGAUGGACCAUGGUAUUCAAAGCGGUGUCUGGUGUAGGAUCUGAUGUUUAUCAAUUGUGGUCCGCCUCAAACGGUUUAUUCGAAGAGAAAAUUGAAGUCCUGAACGUAAACUCGUCGUUCAGAAAUCAUUACAAGAACCGCCUGGUGAACAGAUGGCAAACUGUUGCUCCUAAGGAGGCUCGCGUAGCUCUUUACAAAGAUGGAAGUGAACUGUUCUCCAUUGUCUUUAACGCCUCAAACAGCAACAAUGAAAACUGGUUUACAAAAAAUAGAGUCAUUUCUUCACCAUGGACUGACUUGAAGAGCAAUCUGCCUACUUACUUUUCUAUUCCUGGGGCCGAUGGACGACGAUUUUAUGUCCAUGGGCCCCACCCUGGGUGUAAUGGAGACUAUGGAUGGCUCUCUAUUACCCAGCACCACUGCACAUACGAGACAAGCCUCCCGAACACAUCUUUCAUAUACAGCAGACUUCAAACCAAAACCAACUGGAAUUUUCAGGAAAAUGUUGGCGUCGCAGAUGUCUUAGUGGUGUAUAUUCGCUGAGGCGUGACGACUAUUGGCCUAUCUGACAGAAACGGGAGGUGUGCCUUAACUUUGAGAUAAGCUUCCGCUGGUAGCAAAUACUGACAAAGAUAAAAAUCCGUUUCUAAUGAAGGAGGAAUCCUAAAGGGCUGAAUUUCAUGAUAACCAAAAAGUUGUUUGAGAAACAUUUGCGCUGAAGCUACGUAACAAGACUAUCAAUGCCAUAUAAUUGAUAAAUGCAAAUGAGCUUGUACAAAAAGGCUGAAAUAAACUUUUUGAUUUUAUUUGUCGUAAAUUAUACGAAUGUGAGAUAUUGUCUCCACAUGGUAAAUUAUAUUUGGAGAUUUACCGAUCGAUGGGUUUUUAUUUCCAUUCAAACAUCUACUUUAGGGAUAAAAAGAGAAUGAAUUAACAUUUGAGAAAAUACCAAUAACUCAUGCGUCAUU
Messenger RNA from Pocillopora verrucosa, 1778 nucleotides. The record is from RefSeq and is a predicted model, not a curated record. NCBI's taxonomy places the organism in Eukaryota, Metazoa, Cnidaria, Anthozoa, Scleractinia, Pocilloporidae.